AUGUCCGACGUUCAGAAGCCUGUCGAGGAGACUCCUGCGGCUGCCCCCGCCGUUGCUCCUGCUACUGAAGCGCCUGCUGCCACCGAAACCCCGGCCACCGAGACCCCCGCCGCUGAGGAGCCCAAGGAGACUCCCGCUGAGACCACUGAGGCUGCUGCCCCCGCCGCCGCGGAGGAGUCCAAGACCGAGGAGACUCCCGCCGAACAGCCCAAGGAGGAGCCCAAGCAGGAGGAGGUGACCCCCGCUUCUGAGGGUGUCCUGGGUUACAAGGCCCCCGGUCUCGUCAAGGGCCUCCGUUUCGCCAAGCGUUUCUUCUACUUCAGCGACGACGCUGUUGAGUCUAAGCAGCUGUCUGCCUUCCACCAGAACGAGAAGGCCGCCGUCGCCAACCCCAUCGCCGCCUGGGCCAGCCAGACCGGCAAGGGUCUUCUGUUCUUCACCAAGCGCGCAGAGGACAAGGCCUCUCCCGCCGGCAUCUUCAACCUGGCUGAUGUUUCCGACAUUGCCAAGGAGGGCUCCACCGAGCUGCACUUCAAGGUCAACGGCCAGAAGCACACCUUCCAGGCCUCCAGCACCUCCGAGCGUGACAGCUGGAUUGCCGCCCUCGAGGCCAAGGCUGCUGAGGCCAAGGCUGAGAAGGAGGCUGUGACCUCCAGCGAGGGUUACAAGGCCGAGCUCGAGAAGCUGAGCAAGCCUGCUGUUGCCGAGCCCGCUAAGAAGGCCGAGCCUAAGGAGGAGGCUGCCCCCGCCGAGGACAAGAAGGAGGACAAGGCUGCCUCCAAGAGCCGCUCUCAGUCUCGCAAGAGGGCCAGCAUCUUCGGAACUCUUCUUGGAAAGAAGGAGGAGGCCAAGGAGGAGGCUGCCCCUGCUGAGGACAAGGAGGACAAGGCCGAGGAGGCUAAGCCUGCUGAGGCUGCUACUGAGGCUCCUGCUGCUGAGGCUCCGGCUGCCGCUGAGACCACUGAGGCUGCUCCUGCUGAAGCCAGUGACAAGAAGGAAGAAAAGGAGGAGAAGAAGGAGGAGAAGGAAGAGAAGAAGGCGGAAACUCCUGCCCCCAAGUCCAAGCGUGCUUCUCUUUUCGGCAACUUCUUCCAGAAGGUCACCAGCCCCUCCCACGAGAAGUCGGAGAAGGAGGCCACUGCUCCUGCCGAGACCGCUGUUGCUAGCACUGCUCCUCAGCUGGACAACCCCGUUGAGGAGGCCGCUGUGAAGCCCAUCGAGCCCGAGAGCGUGACUGCUCCCGCUGAGGCUGAGGCUGCCAAGGACGCCGCUCCCGCUUCUCCCGCCGCUGAGACCCCCAAGGACAAGCGUCGCACCUCUUUCUUCGGCAACUUCGGCAAGAAGAAGGGUGACUCCGACAACGAGGGUGCCGAUGGCGAGCCCAAGGCCAAGGGCAACAAGCUUGGUGGCAUCUUCCGCAAGCCCAGCAAGGCCGUGAAGUCCGAGCCCAAGGAGACCAAGGAGGCCACCGAGGCCGAGGCUGCUCCCAAGGAGGCUACCGUUCCGGAGUCUCCUGCUGAGGAGAGUGCUAAGCCCGCUGAGGCUGCUCCUGCUGAGGAGUCCAAGCCCGUCGACGUCGCCACCUCUACUCCUGUUCAGGCUGCUGCAUGA
Aspergillus tubingensis is the source of this 1611-nucleotide messenger RNA. RefSeq lists its product as uncharacterized. The record is from RefSeq and is a predicted model, not a curated record. Lineage: Eukaryota; Fungi; Ascomycota; Eurotiomycetes; Eurotiales; Aspergillaceae. Bases 1 to 1611 code for a protein of 536 amino acids. The transcript is spliced from 5 exons.